AUAAAUACCAAUUCAUGGCAAUCAGGAGACCUGUGGUGUUUCAUAGCCUUUAGAUUAACUCGAUCAAUCACCUCAAUCCCCGCCCCCCUUUGCGCCUGCGCAGAGCAGCUUAGGGAGCUGUCCGUGUCAGUCGGUGCUGGAGUGUUUUCAUUGAAGCUGCUUCUCCUCCCCGGUCCACCGAAACAGACGGGAGCGAUGGAGGAAGAGUUAAAAUGCCCCGUUUGCGGUUCUCUCUUCAAGGACCCCAUCCUGCUGCCGUGCUCCCACAAUGUCUGCCUGGCCUGUGCUCGGAACAUCACCGUGCAGACCCCGGAGGGAGAGACCCCGCUGCAGAGCCGAGCCUCUGGCAGCUCUGACUACGACUACCUGGACAUGGACAAGAUGAGUCUGUACAGCGAGACGGACAGCGGAUACGGAUCCUACACGCCGUGCCAGCUCAAGUCUCCAAACGGGGUGCGGGUGUUUCCACCGGCCAACCACCACCGACACUGCUCCCUCACCUGCCCGCUGUGCCACCGGAGCGUCUCCCUGGAUGAGCGGGGGCUCCGAGGUUUCCCUCGGAACCGGCUGCUGGAGGCCAUAGUGUCGCGGUACCAGCAGAACCGCCGCUCCUCCGCCUCCUCUUCCUCUUCCUCUUCCUCUUCUACCGCGGUGAAGUGCCAGCUGUGCGACCGCAACCCGGUGGACGCGACGGUGAUGUGCGAGCAGUGCGACGUCUACUACUGUAACGCCUGCCAGCAGCGAUGCCACCCGUCCCGCGGUCCGCUCGCCAAGCACCGCCUGGUUCCGCCGCCGAACCGGGCGGCAGGAGGAGGUGCGGCAGGCGUCGGUCAGCUGCCGCCCGCUACCGCGCGGAAACCGGCGACCUGCGUGGAUCACGAAGUGGAAAACUUCAACAUGUACUGCUACAGCUGCAAGACUCCCGUGUGUAUGAAAUGUUUGGAGGAGGGAAAACAUGCCAAACACGACGUCAAACCGCUGGCUGUGAUGUGGAAACAACACAAGUGCCAGAUCUCCCAGGCCCUGAACGGUGUCUCUGACAAAGCUAAAGAUGCCAAGGAGUUCCUGGUUCAGCUCAGGAACAUGCUUCAGCAGAUACAGGAGAACGGCGUGGAGUUCGAAGCUUGCCUCGUGGCCCAGUGUGACUCUCUGAUCGAGGCGCUCACCCGACAGAAAGCCAAACUGCUCACCAAAGUCACCAAGGAGAAGGAUUACAAGCUAAAGGUGGUGCGUGACCAGAUCACCCACUGCACCAUGAAGCUACGUCAGACCACCGGCAUGAUGGAGUUCUGCCUGGAAGUCCUCAAAGAGAACGAUCCCAGUGGAUUCCUCCAGAUUUCAGAUGCUCUCAUCAAGCGGGUCACAUCGUCUCAGGAUCAGUGGGUGAAAGGGGCCCUGGAGCCGAAAGUCGGGCCCGAGUUUGACCUCACCCUCAGCUCCGACUCGCUGCUGCAGACCAUCCUGCAGCUGGACUUCUGCCAGGGCAAAGAUGUGCAGGAGAAUCCGUUAUUUAUACAAAUGCAGGCAGCAGACAGUGGUGAGGCUGAGAUGGAGACAGAGAGCCCAGGAGUGGAGUCCGGGCCCUCGGUGCCGGUGGCUCCUCUCCUGCAGCUGGAGAAGUGCUGCACCAGGAACAACAGCGCCACCCUGGCCUGGAGGGUAACUGCGCCCCCCGUCAGCCCCAUCGAGGGCUACAUCCUGGAGCUGGACGACGGCAACGGAGGACAGUACAGGGAGGUGUAUGUGGGGAAGGAGACGGUGUGCACGGUGGACGGCCUCCAUUUUAACAGCUCCUACAACGCCAGGGUGAAAGCCUAUAAUGUCAUCGGCGUGGGGCCGUACAGCAAGACGGUGGUGCUCAAGACCUCUGACGGCGAAUGUGGCGUCCUGACCGACUGUUGUUUCCCUCCGACAGUGGCGUGGUUCACCUUCGACCCCAGCACGGCUCACCGGGACAUCGUGUUGACCAAUGAAAACCUGACCGUCAGCUGCAGCAGCUACGACGACCGCGUGGUGCUGGGAACCGCGGCUUUCUCCAAAGGCAUCCACUACUGGGAGGUCCGCAUCGAUCGCUAUGACAACCACCCGGACCCUGCGUUUGGCGUGGCGAGGAUCAACACCAUGAAAGACAUGAUGCUGGGGAAAGAUGACAAGGCGUGGGCCAUGUAUGUGGACAACAACCGCUCCUGGUUCAUGCACAACAACUCACACACCAACAGGGCGGAGGGAGGCAUCACUAAGGGCUCGACUGUGGGAGUCCUGCUGGACCUGAACAAACACACGCUGACGUUCUACAUCAACAAGGUGCAGCAUGGACCCACUGCCUUUGAGAACCUGGAAGGGGUCUUUGUACCCGCCGUCAGCCUCAACAGAAACGUGCAGGCGACCUUACUGACGGGCCUGGAUCUGCCAAAGAAUGCCAAACAGUAGGAGACCCCCCCCCCCCCCCCCCUGCCCGCCCACCUCCUCCCAUCCUUCUCAAGGUGCCCUUUGUCUUGGAUACACUUCAAUGAAAGACCCUGCUCUAUAUUUUGGGAUGAAGGAAUACAAUCUGGGUUAUUAUUGGCCGUGAAUACAACGAUUGAAGCUUUUGGACGUCACUACAGAGAUGACUGGAGUUACUGUGGACCGCCAUACUUCUUUCACAUCCCCGUGCCCCGUGAGCUCCAGGAUACUAACAUCUUUUAUGUUUUCAUGUAUUAUUCCAGUUUGUACAUUACAGCAAUUUAAACAAGAGGGAAAAUACAGCCUGAAAUGUUUUCCUCGAGGCCUGAGACAAAACUAAUCGCUGAGGAUUCCCGCGCCGUGCAGUCGCUAUUUAUUGUUUAGCUUUUUAGGGAUUUCGAUUUAAGACACCGCCAGGAAAUAACAUCACAAGCAGUUUUAAAAGUCCACGAGAGCAAGGUGAGAGAGGAUUCAUCAGUGCUUAUUGUUGCUCUGCUUCUCUCUCAGGUGUCUUUGCAGCUCACAAGGUGAAACUAGACGAAGAGAGUGUUUUGUAGUAGUGGCAUCGUGGGACGUUUCACUCGUGAAAUAUUUAAAAGCUACACUUUCAAUGAACAUUUUUGUCCCCGUCGUGACUCCAAAAGCACUGCUGUGUCUGGUUUUCCUUCUUCUCCAUCGCAUUCAAAGUGGCGCAAAAGAUUGUUUGGUGCUGUUAGUCGAAAAGGGUUACACACCGAGGUGAAAAGCUACGAAGGAUUGGGCUCCGUUCCAUUUCAUUUUUCGGUAACGUGACACAUCUACAAAGCGUGGGAGCGACCACCCAGCAGGGUCAGCGGUUAAUCCAUUCUCGUGCAUCUUUUGGCAGUCAGCGGGGUCUCGGUGAGGAUCGGAUGUGUAGUUUUAAAGUGGCUUGUCAUCGUCUUUCUAAGAAGGGAGUCGUUUAGUUCCUGGUAGACUGUGAUUUACCACUCGCAGUAGGAUAAGACUCAGCAGAGAGGAGGGGAGCAGCAGUCCCGUGCUUCAUUUUGCCACCUUAAGGAAUCAUUUGUUUAGCUGGUUUGUGGAUUUUGUUACCUUUGGACAGAGCACUCCACUCUUUAUGCUAAGCUAAGCUAAGCUAAGCUAGCCGGCUGCUGGCUGUAGCUUCAUCUUUUUGCUCCAGGCAUGAGGGGUAUCGAUCUUCUUGUCUAACUCUCGGCAAGAAAGCAAAUAAGUUUUUACUAAUUCUUUGAAUUCAUAGAAACAACAGAUUGCUACAUUUCGUUUCACUUUGGAUUAUUAACUUCAAUUUGUGCUAGCAUGUGUAAAAGGUACACAGACAGUUUGACACAUUUGCAUAAAAAGCAAGUGAGUUUAAAUGAUAAUCGACGCCAUUUCAAUUUUAAUCUCUAAUGUUCCUUUAGUCUGCAUGUUGACAUAUUUUCUAUCAACAAUAAGGAAACUAAAUUUAACCUUUUACGGGUGAUUGAAAUUAGUUUCUGCAGAAAUUGAGAUGUUUACCACUUAACAUCCACUUUUACCCUUUUAAAUCCUCUUUUGCACACUGACAGACAGCAUCCUUAUAUUUUACUUUAGGAUCUCCACUAGAAUUUAGAAUGAAGUUCUGUGAAUAAUAUUUGGCUGCACAGCAUAAUCUUGUGAUGACUAAACCGGCACGUUAGUGAGAUUAGAGUUUUAAAUAUGCCUGCAGCAUUUAAUAAAACGUGGUGGGGGCUUGUGUUAAUUUGGGUUGCCAAGUUGUGUGCAAACAGCUUGUACCUUGUCUUGUUGAAUUAUUUAAAAUGAGGGAAAAGGUUGAUUAAUUUCCUUCCUUGAUGUUUUCCCUGCAGCCGCUCCCAGGCUCUGGAUCCUCCGUCUCAUGAGGAAAUGUUUCCACCUUCUGGGAUGUCAAUGUCAGAAAAUGCUGAAAUGAAAUGGAACUGAGCCAAACCCUCCCUUUCUUUUCUUUUUUUGGUUUCUUUUCACAAAACCAACAUCUUCUAUAAAACAUCCAAAAAAGUAGAUUAGAGAAGUGCGGUUGUCUCAUGGUAAUUUCGCUCAUCUCUCAGUCUCUCUGUAGAAUCUCUUAAUGUGUCCCGCUGAAGAGGAAUCUUGAAAAGACACAUCAGGUAAAGCUGCGUUCGCUGCUACGUUUCUCACCAAGGAUUGGAUGCAGCCGCCUGUUAGAGGAGAGUAGUAACCAAACCACUGUGACUACGGAUAUAACAUGUUGUUUCACCAUCCAUUACCCGUGUAUAUAAUUCAUACGCAAUGCAGCAGAGGGUGGAGAAGUUUGCUUUCAAAUGAAUUACUUUAAUCUUUAUUACAAUAUCUGAAAUAUUUAUAUCCCCUAUAAUGUCGUGAGAGUUAUUACACACAGUGGGUUUACGUGUGAAUGGACAUCCUCGGAACAAAUGUAAAUACCGAUAUGUGAGUUAUGAUUAUGACGUGUGAUAUUAAGCAUGGAUUAAGCGUCGAACAAGUUUACAAAAUAUCUGAGGCUGCAUUGUAAAUAGUGUAUUUCUGUGUUUGCAAUGAGUGACGUUAAAGCCAACUGCUACGACAGCUCGCCCUCUGCUGGUGGACGGUGGCAGCAGCAGGAUUAAUCCUGAUGUUUCAUAUCAACCGACUGUGUUUUCAUACCUUUAAUCUGACUUUUAAAGUGUCAGAUCUCUUACUCUCACUCAUCAACUAUCUCAUGAUAUUCAAAACAUCCAAUCAGGGACAGAGAAUUGCAGUCAUUUACAUUUUUACAAGUUUUUAUAUCAAGUCUUUAUGAUUGCAGGCAGCAUGUAAUUUACCACGUCCGUAUUCUUUUACAUUCUCAGCUCAACACAAACUUUACAUACGCCAGGUGACCGAACUCAAAUACAAAAAGUUAAAGUAUAAAAGUAUUUCUUACUGGAGCUAGUGAGGUCUAUUUUCAAUACAACAGCAGGGACAUAACAUUUUUUUUAAAGAAUCUAUUUAUUAAUUGUAGAACAUUAGAGUAGUAUAAGGUGAUAUCUUUCAAUAUUUACUUCCCUUAGGUAUUAAGAAAUAUUACUAUAGAAUAAGGAUCUUUUUCUUAUUUAUGACUCAAAGCUGUUACUUUUGUUAAAUUCACAAUAUUUAAAUUCCAGAACAGCAAACUUCAGGUUUAUUACUCUCCGAUUUAAGUCUGUGAAUAAGUUAACUGGCUUUUUGCACCUGAUGAUGCAUCCAAAUUACGUGGGAAAGAUUGUUUUACAUCUUUAUUUUUAUAAUGACAAUAUGUAAAUUCAAAAGAGUCGCUCGUAGUGAUGAACCCAGAGAAUAUCCACCGACUCCCCUCACCUCUACGCAGCAUUUUACUGUCUUUAAGCUCAUUGUUUUUGCUUUUCUGGCCUUUAACUUAACUGCUUUGAUUCACUGAUGGUCUCAUAGCUGCGGUUUCAGCUGCAGCACGCGAAACAAACACCGUACACUACUUGUCCAGCACUAAACAUACAGAAAUUCACAUUAAGCGAAUAUCUGGUGAACAUAUUUAACAACUGAACUGGAUAUUUCCGUCGAGAGUGUCUCUGCUGGAUGUCUAAAGUUCAUCGUAUUAACUUUAAAAGUGACAUCAGCGUUGCCGCAGCUUGUUUCUGCUGCCCCCAAGUGGCCAGAAAAAGCAUCUAUUGCAGGUUUAAUUAAGCAUUUUAUUGCUAACAAUAAAUCCAGGCAAUAAAAAUCUUUUUUUUUUUUUAAAUAUUAAUUGCCAUGCUGUAUAUGGUCUACCGGCUGAAGCUAGCGCCGACAUUCCCCAUCUCUCCCACAUGACAUGAAUGCAGCAUUAGUGUCAAAGUCAGGACUUGAACCAGUUUCUCGCAGCUCAGAACAUCUAACCAUCUGCCAAAGGGGAAUUCUUCCUGACGUGCCCCAGACCACCAGCACACGCGGUUUACAUUUGCAUCACAUGAGGCUGCUCGGCUCCGCUCAGCCUCCCCCUCUGACCGUUCUCCCACGUCAGAACAGAAACCUGCCCCCGAGCUCGACUUUGCCAGGACCAGGAAUAGAUUAUAAGCCCACGAGCAAAGUGAGACAUCUAUCAGAUAACCAAAGGUGAACCUUUUCCUUCGUCUGACGGACCGGAUGAUGGAAUUAUGACUGGAGGGAAUAAAAGCUGAUACUAAAGGUGUGAGGUGGAGCGUCAGACAGUUUCAGGUCAAAUGAGGUUUCACCUUUUCUGAGAUGAAUAUAUCAAAACAAAACUUCAUGUGACAGAUACAGACGGAAUUCCCAUAUUUAAAGUCACACUGUAGUCACUCCUGUCUAGAUAUGGUAUCGUAAGAGUGCUGCAUGUCCCUUCACCCCACAUUUACCCACCCAUGAAUGUGAGAGUUCAUUUAACUUCAAGACACGAUGCUGGGGAGGAAAGUCACCGCUGUUAGCUAUUUAACUUAAAGAAUGGCAUAUUUAUUUACUCUAUAAAGUAUGUAUAUAUGUUUAUUUUCUUUUGUAUAUUGCCCUCUUCAAUUCGUUCAGUAUAAAAGUUGAAUGGCUACUGAUUAUAUAUAUAUAUAUAUACUGUCUAUGGUUGCUUGCCAAGGGUCGGCUACAAAAUCUCAACAACAAGCAGAUUUGCUUACAGCUUGAAACAAUGUGCUGCAGAUAAGCUUCAUAUUUCCUCAUGCUCUCUUUCUUUUUUCUGAAAUGUAUAAAUAACACAAAAGCUGCUUCAAGAAAAAGGUGUGAGAAUUUGUGACCUCACCCAGCCGCACACUGCCAGAUCACACCUCUUGUCUCGCCAUCAUCAUCUCUUAAACUCCAACUUGUUCAUGUUUUCCCUUUGACAAAAGGAAAAGAACUGGUUCUCUGUAACGAUCUGUAACGUUUACACCGGCAGCAGUCGAGAAGUCGUGUACAUAAGGGUUUAUAAAAAGGGAGAUAAAGUACUUUCUCAUGGUCUGUUCAGAGAGUGUGUGUGCGUGUGUGUGUUUCUUCAUGAAAAUGUCUGCUUGUGUGUGAAUCGUUUAGUUUUUUUAUUCCCCCCCCCAUCUGUUAUGAUCCCCCCUCCCUUCUUGCCAAUGUAAAUGUUUUGUACGACUACAUGGUUUGUACAUGAGAAAUGCAUUGUAACUGCAUCAUUUAAAAACCUUUGUAGUGUAAAACAAGAGAAACUGAAAUGUCUUCUUUUUUUUUUUU
Cottoperca gobio is the source of this 7572-nucleotide messenger RNA. It is a transcript of the gene trim67, whose product is annotated as tripartite motif containing 67. The coding region runs from base 196 to 2430 and encodes 744 amino acids. Gene Ontology annotation, cellular component: cytoplasm. Lineage: Eukaryota; Metazoa; Chordata; Actinopteri; Perciformes; Bovichtidae. Gene Ontology annotation, molecular function: zinc ion binding; protein binding. The transcript has 12 exons. The record is from RefSeq and is a predicted model, not a curated record.